AAGAGGCGUUGAGGUAUUUCUCAACGCACCGAUAUGUGCUGAUAUCGGGUUUCGAAUUGCAGACCGUUUGGAAAAGAAAAUGGGUGCGAAGAACCUUUUGUUGAUAAUAUUGGGAUCGCAUGGUGCUCUUGUUUCCCGAGCUCUGGAACAAUUAGGUUUGCGCGCCUUCAUGUAUGGGGAGCUUGUCUGUGCAUUAGUAGAGGAACUCAAGGAGCUGAGGCCACCAGAACGUAGUGAAGCACGGGAUUCAGUGCUGAAGGUAAACCAUCAAGGGCACCCCACUCGCACCGUUGGAAUAAGGGAACUGGAAGGCGGUGUCACGAGGAUUCCGAUGGAGUACGGGGUGCUGUACCUACCGAAGGUUGAAAACUUUCCGCUGAUGGACGGCUUUUUCUUCAUGGAGUCACCGCGGAGGACGCUGGUUGGGCUGCAGAUGACUACGGCGAGUGCGCACCACACGAUACCCAGCACCGUGAGGCAGUUCACUGAGCGCCUAUCGGCAUAUUUUGAAGGAUGGGACGAAUUAUCCCGAGACCUGUCGUGGGAGAUGAUUUAUAUACAACACGCAGACAGCAAAAAGAUAUCAAAAUGGCAUGAAUGUGAUCGCGUCAAUCGCAAUAAUGAAACCGACGCUGAAAAAGAGAUUGUGGCGUUCUGGGACGGAAAGGUACACCAAUACCAGUUUGUGUUAACACGUGAUUUUGUAAAUAAAAUCCGAGAAAUGAAAACACAACAAUCUUGGGGGAAGAGGGAUAGGGAAGAAAGUUGGGGAAAUAAUUGGGGAACAGAGUGCACAUCGUUUUGA
Trypanosoma cruzi is the source of this 805-nucleotide messenger RNA. Its product is annotated as retrotransposon hot spot (RHS) protein, putative. The annotation marks the transcript as partial. The record is from RefSeq and is a predicted model, not a curated record. NCBI's taxonomy places the organism in Eukaryota, Euglenozoa, Kinetoplastea, Trypanosomatida, Trypanosomatidae. The transcript has a single exon.